Brassica napus (rape) is the source of this 1579-nucleotide messenger RNA. Its product is annotated as endochitinase At2g43620. Gene Ontology annotation, biological process: carbohydrate metabolic process; chitin catabolic process; cell wall macromolecule catabolic process. Gene Ontology annotation, molecular function: chitin binding; chitinase activity. Bases 558 to 1382 code for a protein of 274 amino acids. The transcript has 2 exons. The record is from RefSeq and is a predicted model, not a curated record. Lineage: Eukaryota; Viridiplantae; Streptophyta; Magnoliopsida; Brassicales; Brassicaceae.
UUUUGAUUUUGUUUUGUUUUACGUACACCGGUUUUAAAAUCAUAAGAACUUAGUUUUUGUAUUUACUAUAUUUGUAUUUAUUAUCCAGUCUAAGCAGUAAGAUCACUAUUACUUUUUAUAUUCAUUGGUUAGCUAGAUAAUUUUGUUCAGUAGAAAUUCAUCUUCUUGCAAUUUUUAUCUUCUAAUGACCAGCAAAAAAAAAUUGAAUGAUCCAGUGAGAAACCUCAAACUUUUGAACUGAUACAAACUUGCUUAUCUACAUCAAGUUAUAUUUAGAAUGAUUUCAAUAUAAUUAAUUGUUUUCCAAAAACAAAAUGACCGAAUUCAUAACCCACAUGAAAUUUUUGGGGUCAUCUACUUAUUAUGUAAUGGUACAAAACUGGGUACAAAAGGGUCCAUCGAUUUGGACUAAGAAAAAGCAAAUUGAUAAUCGCGAAAUGCCUAACCUUGAUACAAAAUAUCAUUUAAAUAGACAAAAUUUUACACUAUAAAUACAAACACACACCACCUUCAUUUCUUCACACACAACUAUUUCUCCCACUCACGAAACAAAAAAAAUGGCUACCCAAAUAUCGAUUCUAAAAAACACUCUCAUCCUUUUUCUCUUCACCUUAACCAUCCUAACAAAAACCACGUUCUCUCAACACUGCGAUUUUACAGGAUGUGCGAGUUUCAUGUGCUGCAGUAGGUAUGGAUACUGUGGCACCACAGCCGAUUAUUGUGGCACAGGAUGCAGAAGCGGGCCUUGCAGCUACGAAAGCGGUGGUGUAGGUCUCAACGCUGCCCCACGUGAUAGAAUUGCAAAUGUUGUCACACCAGCAGUUUUUGCUGGUAUCAUGAGCAAAGUAGAAAACGGCUGCCCAGCAAAAGGUUUCUACACUCGUCAGGCUUUCAUCACGGCUGCUCAAUCGUUCCCGGCCUAUCGAGGAACCGUCGCUAAGCGUGAAAUCGCCGCCAUGUUGGCUCAGUUCUCACACGAAUCUGAUAGUUUUUGUUACAAAGAAGAAAUAGCAAGAGGAAGGUACUGCCAAGCUAGCUCAGUCUACCCUUGUCAACCGGGAAAGAACUAUUACGGUCGUGGUCCUAUCCAAAUCACAUGGAACUACAACUACGGUGCAGCCGGAAAGUUCCUUGGACUCCCUCUAUUGACUGAUCCAGAUAUGGUGGCUCGUAGUCCUGAGGUGGCCUUUAAGUGUGCCAUGUGGUUCUGGAACGAAAAGGUUCGUCCCGUGGUGGACCAAGGCUUUGGAGCCACCACACGUAGGAUUAACGGUGGGGAGUGCGACGGUGGGAGUCCGACAAGGGUGCAAAGCAGAGUUAAUCGCUACUUGGAGUUCUGUAGGCAGUUUGGGAUCUCCCCUGGAACAAGUCUUAGUUGUUAAAGACAUUUCAUGUGGUUAAUAUGGCAACCUUCAUGCUAUCAUGUUGGUCUCGCGCGUGUGAGUUAAUAAGUAAAUGGUGUGUGAAUAAAAGGUUAUGAGGUGUAACCUAAUGAAUGUAACAUACUAUCAUGUGUUGUCUGUAUCAGUUGUCAUAAAAUAAUGUAUCCAUCAUAAUAAACACUGGUGUGAUUCGUCUC